Molecule: messenger RNA, 5242 nt
Organism: Triticum urartu
Lineage: Eukaryota; Viridiplantae; Streptophyta; Magnoliopsida; Poales; Poaceae
Source: RefSeq, a predicted model, not a curated record
GUCUGAAACGAAGUGAAAUCGGCGCCACAUCCCCAUCCCCAUCUGCUCUGCCGCCGCCGGCGCUCCACAUCCGAUGGCUCCUCCCCGCAUCCUCUCCAGCUCCAGCUUCCUCGCCCAAGCCCCAGCCCCAGCCCCUCCCCUUCCGCUCGCCGCUUCCUCCUCUUCCGUCUCCUCCUCCGGAUUCAUGGGGUGCGCAGCACAAGGAGGCUGUUGCAGCCGCCUCCGGGAGAAGCAACGGCGACGGCGGCAAGCGCAAGGGUGCAAGAGGACGUGUUUGCUCAAGCGAUUUCCACGACAAGCAGCCAUGGCUCCCUGGUCACUUGGUGCAUGCGGCGAUUUGUGCGCUUUUCUUUAGAGCAAUCGCUGCAAGCAAAGGCUUCUCGAUCUACGCUCAGCUCAUGCUCCCUAUUGCAGUGCUCAAUCCGUUUUAGAUCUUCACCAGUACGAGCAGCAGGACCCAACAUCCAUCCAUCUUGAAGUUAAUAUUGGAUCCCCUCUGUUUAGCUGGCUUUGCUUACAUCAAUCGAUAAAGCAAAAAGCAGCAAAAAUGGCGAUGGUCCUGGAUGCUUUUGCAUCCUACGUGCAAAAUAUGCUCACCGAGAUGGUGAGCGGAGAGGUGCACAUGCUGCUAGGAGUCACAGACGAGAUCGAGAAGAUGGACGUUAAGCUUAAGGACCUCAAGAACUUCCUUGCCGACGCUGAUAGGAGAAAUAUCACUGACAACAGAGUGCAAGAGUGGGUGGCCGAGCUCAAGCGUGCCAUGUAUGAAGCUGCCGACAUCCUCGACCUCUGCCAGCUCAAGGCCAUGGAGCAGGGUCUGUCCACUAAAGAUGUGGGGUGCUUCAACCCCUUGCUCUUCUGCAUGCGGAAUCCCUCCCAUGCCCACGACAUCGGCACCCGUAUCAAGGCGCUCAACAAGAGGCUCAGCAUCAUCAAGGAGCGAAGCGCUGCUUUUAGCUUCAUCCCUCUUGGUUCCUAUGAGGAUCGUAGCAGCAAGGUGCAAGCCUCUCAUUCUGGAAAUAAGAGACGCGAGACAUCAGGGGUGUUUGACCGGUCAGGUGUAGUCGGAGAGAAGAUCGAACAAGACACAAGAAAGCUGGUUGAGAUUAUGCUGAGUGAAAAGGAGGGCAACACCAACAUCAUGCUGGUCGCUGUUGUUGGUGUCGGCGGAAUCGGCAAGACCACUCUUGCCCAGAAGGUCUUUAAUGAUGAAGCCUUGAAUUCGGAGUUCGAGAAGAUGAUAUGGUUGAGCAUCAAUAAGGACUUCGACAAGGUUGAGUUGCUCAGGACAAUCAUCACACAAGCCGGGGGAGUACAUGGUGGUGAAAAGGCGUUGGCUGUGCUUCAGCCAAUCCUUGCCACUACCUUGAAAGGGAAAAAGCUAUUCCUGGUGCUAGAUGAUGUUUGGAACCAUGAAGCAUGGGAUGAUGUGCUUAAAGCACCCUUGGCUAAUGUCGUGGCUCGAGGUAGCCGAGUCCUUGUCACUACUAGAGAUGAAAGAGUAGCUCGAGGGAUGAAAGCUGUGCUUCCAUACCACCAUGUCGACAAGUUGGAGGAGGAGGAUGCCUGGUUAUUGCUCAAGAAACAGGUAGUCUCAAGUGAGGCAGAUGCGCGUGAAAUUGAUAUUCUCAAGGACAUUGGGUUGCAAAUUAUAGCAAAAUGUGAUGGUUUGCCUCUUGCUGUGAAAGUAAUGGGAGGACUCUUGUGUCAGAAAGACAAAAAAUAUCAUGCGUGGGAGAUGGUUCUGCAUGACUCCAUAUGGUCGGUAUCUGAAAUGCCUGAAGAGUUAAACCAUGCAGUACAUUUAAGCUAUGAAGAUUUGCCGCCUUGUAUCAAACAAUGCUUUUUGUACUACUGCCUUCUCCCUAAAACUGCAUUGUUCUUUCGGCAUAACAUCAUUGGCAUGUGGAUCAGUGAAGGAUUUCUUCACAGCUCAGAAGACUUGGAAGAAUUAGGAAGGGAGUACUAUAAGGAGUUGAUAUUGAGGAACCUGAUAGAGCCAAGCACAGAGUACACGGAUCAAGUUGCGUGCAACAUACAUGAUGUUGUUCGCUCGUUUGGUCAAUUUGUGGCUAGAGAUGAGGCACUAGCAGCCCACAGUGGAGAAACUAGUUUUGUUAGCAAGCUUAAAGAACAAAAAAUUCUUCGGUUAUCUCUAGAAAGCCAAGCAUCAGAAUCAGAUGGGAUAGACUGGAGUUCCUUACAAGCACAACAGACAUUGAGAACACUAAUAUCAGUUGGCCACAUAAAUAUGAAGCCUGGUGAUUCUUUGGUUCAUUUUCCAUGCCUACGUACUUUUGAUAUAAAAUCUGCACAUCUUGUAGCAUUGCUUGAAUCUUUACAUAAACUCAAGCACUUGAGGUAUUUGUCCUUAGAAGAAACGGAUAUUCCCAGUCUACCAGAUUGCAUUGGAAAGAUGAAAUUCUUGCAGUACAUUAGCCUUAAAGGAUGCAAAGAAAUUGUGCAAGUUCCACAUAGCAUUGUAAUGUUAGAGCAGCUAAGGUAUCUCGACUUCAGGGGAACAAAUAUAACUGACAUACCUAUGGGGUUCAGUGUUUUAACAAACUUGAGGAUAGUACGUGGUUUUCCGGCCCAUGAGGAUGGUGAUUGCUGCAGUUUGGAAGAAUUGGGUCCUCUUUCUCGGCUCAAAGAUCUUGGAAUAAAUAGAUUAGAGAAGGUAACUGCUUCCUUGUCCGCAGCAAAGGCAAAGCUUGGCAAGAAGGUUCAUCUUGCCAAGCUAUUCUUAGGUUGUAGUAGUAAACUGGGAAACGAUGGACUGAUUAAAUUUGAAGAUAGCCAACGAAUCGAGCAGGUGUUUGAUGAGCUCUGCCCUCCGCCCAGGUUAGAAUAUCUUGAGAUCGGUGGAUACUUUGGCCGAUGGCUCCCAAGGUGGAUGAUGUCUUCAUCAGUUAUGCCCCUCAAGAACUUGAGGAUUCUGUUCAUUCAAGACCUGGCUUGCUGCACACAGCUUCCUGAUGGCAUGUGUCAGCUCCCCUAUUUGGAGUUCAUUAAGAUCUUCAGUGCUCCAGCCAUCAAGCGUGUUGGACCAGAAUUCAUGCAGCCCUACCAUCAGCACAGUCCUCGUCCUUCCCAGAUGGUGGCAGCAUUUCCAAGAUUGCAUGAGUUCUAUUUAAUAGGGAUGGUGGAAUGGGAGGAGUGGGAGUGGGAGGAGCAAGUGCGAGCCUUUCCUGUCUUGCAGCGUCUUAUGCUAAGCCGCUGCAAAUUGAAGUGUCUUCCUCCUGGACUUGCCUCCCAGGCAAGGGCUUUGAAUAAAUUGUCCAUAUACCAUGUCCAGGGUCUCAUCUCUCUAGAGAACUUUCCCUCUCUGGUUGAGCUGGAUCUGGAUCAAGUCCUUGACCUGGAGAUGAUCGCUAAUCUUCCAAGACUGCAGAAGCUUACCAUCAAAUACUGCCAAAAGAUGAAGGCGGUGGAAGGUGUUCCUCUGCUCCAGAGGCUCUUUCUCUCGGAUAACAACAUGGAAACAAUCCCAGAAUACAUGGGAGGUAUAAACCCAAGGCAGUUGGAGCUAUACUGCAGCCCAGCGCUGCUAGCUUCCAUAGCUGUGGGAAAAUCUGGCCCUGAGUGGGACAAGUUCAGCCAUGUUGAACAUGUCAAGACGUAUGCAAGUCAAGGAGAUAAUUCAAGGAAAUGGUAUGUUUUCUACACAGCUAAACCCUACAGCUUGGAGACAAAUGUCAGCGUCUCAUUCGUGUCCAAAGGAACCUUAACUUCUUUUGAGGACACACAGAGAUUUGAGUCUGUCUUCAAAAUGACAAGAAAAACCUUUAGCUACAUCUGCAGUUUGGUGAUGGGGCCAUCAAUGAAAGAUAUGAACAGGUACACCUUUGUUGACGGGAGGGUACUGUCUUUAGAAGAUUGGGUAGCCGUUGCUCUGAAAAGGUUGCAAUCUAGUGAGCCAACAGAGAUCAUAGGAUCUUCUUCUGGUGUUAACGAGUCAACCAUCUUGUUGGUAACUGAGAGGUUUGUUGCUAACUUGCUCAAGCGAGAAAAUUUCUGGCGCUGGCUAGGGUCCAGAGCAACGGAUAAGAUCAAAUCCAUGUUUGGCAAGAUCCACAAUAUGCAUAACUGUUGUGGUGUUAUAUGCACAACUCAUGUCCCAUUUGUAGCAAAGUGCGACCAUGAGAAGAAACAGAGCACUCAGAUGCAAGUCGUGGUUGAUCCAGGAAUGAGGUUCAUGAAGUACAAGGUAGAUAGCAUGAACCAGUCGACCCUUUUGCAGGAUUCUGAAAUCUUCGAGUGGGCUAAGAUGGGCAUUUGGCUGAAUGGCAACAAGCUGAAGGUAUCAGUAGAUGGAUCAGAAAUUGGGGAAUACAUAAUUGGCGAUGAAGGAUACCCUCUUCUCCCAUGGCUAUUCACACCUUACCAGGAAGAAGACCUCUCAGAUUCCAAGGUGGAGUUCAAUCGGAGACACUCUGCAACGACAACCUGUGCGUUGAAGGCGAUGGCUAGGUUCAAAGGCACAUGGAAGUACCUGCAAGAAGAGACGUGGUGGCCGGUCAAUCCCGACAGUGUAGUUAAGAUAAUCCGUGCCUGCUGCAUGCUGCACAACAUAGUCAUAGAUAUGGAGGAUGAUGCAGCCAUGCCGAGGUCUACAUCUGAGGAUUGGGACUACUGUGAGGAAGUGCGCCAGUUACAAAAUGAGGACGCUGUCUGGGCAAGGGAUAUGCUGUCGCAAUACUUCUUGACCACCAUGUCAUCCAAAUCAGGAGUCGGCCCGGUGGAUGUAGAGGAGAACGAUGAAGUAUCUGCAACAGGCUCAGGGGAUGAAAGCAGGGAACAAGAAGCAGAGACAACAACAGCAGAGGAAGAGAGACAAUGUUAGGUACAUUUUCCCGCUUCAUUCUGUUAGGUGAAAGGGAAGCCGGCAUCGAUCCUGCUGGUUGGAGCUUUAGGAUGCAUGAAUCCAGAGAAGCCCUAGCAAUGGAGCCAGAGACUAACUUGAUGCUGCAGCAGGAAUUGAAGACAAGUACCUAGCAAUGGAACCAGAGACAAACUUGAUGCUGCAGCAGGAAUGUUUUCUUAAGUUUGGUCAUCUAUCUAUUAGGCAAAGACAAGUACUAUUAUGUAGUCUGUACUUUAUGUGUGUGCAGUAAGCUUUAACUGAGAAUGUGGCUAGCUGCUUGGACACUAUCUGUAGUUUUCAUCCAUCAGUUGAUGCAAACUGACAAUGUGUGUGUUUGGGCCAGUAGUUUUAUCCAAUGCAAGGCCAUGUGUUGAAUUC